AUGGACUCCCAAAGAGACGUGAUGGAAACCAGAGACCCAGUGGACUCCCAAAGACACUUGCAAGACAAGGACAGUCUUGGAUUAGCAGGUGCUGAAGGCCAUGUUGUGACCUCUAACCUGUCAGCUCAGGAUGGCAGCCAUGUUGUGGCUCCUGUUAUUUCCCAGAAUACCAUUCAGGGAAAUGUCACCACCACCAUCACCAACAUCACCAACAUCACACACAAUCCCAGCCCUGUGGAUUCCAUGGCAACCAACCCCAAACAGGAAACAGGUGAGUCCAAACAGGAAGCAGACCAACAGCCAUUGUUAUCGAAGCUGAAAGCAUUGAUUGUCUCAAAGUACAAGAGAGUGAAAGAAUAUAAUUCCCUACUGGGACAGGAUGUCUUGCUGACUGAUCGCUACACUCAGCUGUUGAUCAUUGAGAAACACAGACAGCAGGAGGAAAGAGAGAAGGAGAUAUGCACGAGUGGAACAGGGUUCUUUAGUGCCAGACAGAGGGAAUAUAAAAGUAUCUCUGUGGACCAGCUCUUUAAGUCUGAUUGUGGAGAGGUUCAAACAGUAAUUCUCCAGGGCAACUCUGGACAUGGCAAGUCCUUCACCGCUCAGAAGAUCAUGUUGGACUGGGCAUCAGGAAGCCUUUACCGGGACCACUUUGAGCUUGUUUUACACAUCUGCUGCAAGGAACUCAACCUUCGAGACAGAAAAGGGGAACUGAGUGUUGUAGAUCUUGUGAGCAUUGACAAGAAAUUUGUCCCACUGGUCCAGAAGAAACUGAAGGAAUCACCAGAGAAGGUGCUUCUCCUUAUUGAUGGAUUUGAUGAACUUCAGGUUCCAGAAAUCCGCAAGUCUUCUGUGAAAGACCUUUCCAGCCCAGCUCAUGUUGAUGCCAUUUUGGACGCUCUAAGUGGAAGCAGACUAUCUGGGUGCCACCUGCUAGUCACCACCAGGCCCACUGCUUCAGACAAACUGAACAAGCUCCUCAAACGUCCAAACGUGCGCUGCACUGAGAUCCUGGGCUUCUCUGAGGAGGGCGUGCUGAACUACUUCAAGAAGUUCUGUAAUGAAAAGGCACUUGACAACGUGAAGGAAAACGAAACUCUCUACACGUCCUGCUUCAUUCCUGUCAUUUGCUGGAUUGUCUGCACUGUAUUCAGGGAGAACAUGGAAAAGCACAUGGAAGUGGCUAAUGCUUUGGAAACAACUACCUCCAUAUUUGUCCACUUUGUGUCAAUUCUGCUUGAGCACCACUGCCAGGGUUUGGAACAGUCCGUGGCAGAUCUGCUGUGGAGCCUUGGCCAGUUGGCAGAGAGUGGGAUACAGAAGCAGCAGGUACUAUUCGACAGGAAGAGUGUGGAAGGCACAGUCUCAGAUCCCACUAGUGUUCCCUUCCUGUGUAAAUUCCUGCUGAAGGAGACAGUGAGAACAAAUGAAAUGUUCAGUUUCAUGCAUAUCAGCUUCCAGGAGUUCUUCACUGCACUUCACUACACCCAAGACGAAGAGAGGGUGAAAGAGCUGCUUACACUAAUGGAGCAACAGGAACUCAAAACCCAUCUCCUACCUGUCAUUCAGUUCCUCUUUGGUCUUGCAAAUAUGAAAGUGGUGCAAGAUCUAAAGGACCUUGAGUUGAUCACCAACAUCUGUUUGGAAAAACAUCUGAAAGAGUGGGUGGUUAAACUCAUUGAAAAGAAAGAUACCAGAAAGUUGCUCUUCACUCUCCACUGUCUGUACGAGCUCCAUGAUGAGGAGUUUGUGAGGGCAGCCAUGGCGAAGUGGGAGAAGGUGAAGUUUGAGUCCAUCCCCCUGACGAGGGCAGACUGCUGGGUGCUGCUGUACUGCCUGCAGUGCUGCCCCACCAUCCCAAGCCUGACGCUCUCACGGUGCAACAUCACACCAGAUAAACUGAGAAUGCUGCAGCCUGCAUUGAACAAAUGUCAGGAGCUGGGGUUAGAGGUGGAUAAGCUGUCAGAUGCUGAUGUUGAUGAUCUGGUCUCAGCUAUGGGAGAAGGAAAGACCCUCAGGCAAUUAUAUGUGGGGAACAGCAGCCUGUCAGAUGAGAGUGUGCAGCAGAUCCUCACUGCUCUCUCCAAGCAGAAGAGUGUGGGUGAAGUUGACCUCUAUGUGAAGACCAUCACCCUCACCACUGGUCAGAGUCUUCUCCACUUCAUGAAGACCACACCUGCUGCAGAGUCAGUGGGGUAA
Messenger RNA from Engraulis encrasicolus (European anchovy), 2199 nucleotides. RefSeq names its product NACHT, LRR and PYD domains-containing protein 1 homolog. The record is from RefSeq and is a predicted model, not a curated record. Gene Ontology annotation, cellular component: cytoplasm. The transcript is spliced from 6 exons. Bases 1 to 2199 code for a protein of 732 amino acids. NCBI's taxonomy places the organism in Eukaryota, Metazoa, Chordata, Actinopteri, Clupeiformes, Engraulidae.